This is a messenger RNA of Penicillium verrucosum, 1785 nucleotides long. RefSeq names its product Proton-dependent oligopeptide transporter family. The coding region runs from base 1 to 1785 and encodes 594 amino acids. The record is from RefSeq and is a predicted model, not a curated record. Gene Ontology annotation, biological process: transmembrane transport. Gene Ontology annotation, molecular function: dipeptide transmembrane transporter activity; tripeptide transmembrane transporter activity. Gene Ontology annotation, cellular component: fungal-type vacuole; plasma membrane. The transcript is spliced from 7 exons. Lineage: Eukaryota; Fungi; Ascomycota; Eurotiomycetes; Eurotiales; Aspergillaceae.
AUGUCGGGACCUAUGUCAGGUGUGCAUGGCUCUGCGGAUAUCACCGCAGAGCUUAACCUACAGCCACGGUUGGUGAUAGCUCCCCAAGCUCGUAUUGAGGGCGAUAAUAUUGAUGCCUGUGCCUAUCUUUCUUUGCCGAAAACAGAACAGGAUUCAGGUCUUUCUUCUGAGCUCCAAGACCAUGCGGUUCUCCAUGCCAAUCAUAGUAUACCUACCCCUUCCGAUAGCGAUGAUGGUCGCGUGGCCACCGAAGACGAAGUGCGUGAUCUCCUUCAUGUCGUUGAUAGAGUUCCAGUUCGGCUCUGGGUAGCAUGCCUCGCGGGUAUUCUGGAACGCUUUGUCUGGUACGGGGCAACCGCUCCUAUACAGAAUUACCUGCAAAAUGCACCUGGUGGUGUGGUUCCGGGAGCACUGGGCUUGCAUCAGGCUACUGCAUCUAACAUCGUCAAUGCGGUAAUCAUCGGGUCGUAUAUCGUGCCCGUACCUGCUGCCAUUGUUACCGAUAGCUGGUUGGGUCGCUACAAGACCAUGAUAUACGCUGCUAGCAUUGAGGCCAUCGGGGCAACUGUUCUUUUUGCGACAUCCCUGCCCUUCGCGAUUCAUGAGGGGGCGGCUUUGGCCGGAGUGAUAACUGCCUGUAUACUGCUGGCCAUUGGAUCAGGGGCAUUCAAGACUGCGAUAGUACCAUUUAUUGCCGACCAAUAUGACGAGACCGAGUUUCGAAUCAAGACUCAGAAAGGGGGAAAGAGAGUUGUCACCAGCCGAGAGUUGACCAUCACUUAUAUCUACAACGUCUUUUACUGGGCUAUUAACGUGGUGUGUUUCGUGGCCGAUUCCACACCGUUGUUGGAACGAUAUGUUGGUUUUUGGCUCGCUUACUUGGUCCCAUGCUGCGCCAUGUGGUUAGUCCUGAUCCCGAUACUACUCGGCCACAAGCACUUUGUCCGGCAUUCGCCCACAAGCAACAUUAUGCCCCAGAUAUGCGCUGCUUUACGGUAUGGGAUCACCGGUGGCUUCAAAAUGGAUGCCGCAAAGCCAGACGCCCAGCUUUAUCAACACGGCCGACAGGUCCCCUGGGCAGACUCAUUUAUUGAAGAAAUUAAGAGGAGUCUCCUGACCUGCCGAGUAUUGAUUCUGUUCCCUAUUCACUGGCUCUGCUAUAACCAGAUAUUCAGCAACUUGAUCUCUCAAGCUGGGCAGAUGGUCACGUACGGUAUCCCGAAUGACAUGAUGAAGAUUGCUGGGCCAAUCUCGGGAAUCAUCAUUGCGCCCAUCGUUCAAAAGGGGCUUUAUCCUUACGUUACAAAGCGACGAAUCUCAUUUGGACCGAUUGCACGGAUGACAGCCGGAUUCAUCUUCCUGACUCUCUCCAUGGUUUACACCACAGUGAUUCAGAAGCUCAUCUACCAGGCCGGGCCAUGCUACGAUACACCACUUUCAUGUCCUGCUUCCAAUGGUGGCACUAUCCCCAACCAGGUUUCCGUCUUUCUCCAAGUUCCGACCUACUUUGGUGGAGGAUUGGCAGAGGUGUUUUGCCUUACCACGGGAACCGAGUAUGCUUAUAACCACGCGCCUAAGAGUAUGAAGACCCUGGUUCAAGCAAUUUGGCUCGCUAUGGCUGGGGUCGGGACCUGUCUUGCCCUGGCCUUCACUCCGCUCACCAAGGACCCCCAUCUGGUCACGAUGUAUGCUAUUCUGACGGGGCUUUUGGGUGGAGCGACCAUUCUGCUGUGGAUUCUUUUCCGAAGCUUGGACAAGUCGAAAAUUAAGGAGGAUGCCGAGUAA